AUAUUUUUCAAAUUGAAAAUGUGGAAACCUUACCAGUAACUGCGAAAUGUAUUAGAGAAGAGAUUGGAAGGGAUGCGUUAUUAACAAGAAUUCAUCAAGCUUUAGUUAAGGGUAAAAGUCUUGUGCCUUUGGGAUUUAAGGAUGGUGAAUUCACGUUGCAGAGCGAUAUUAUUUUUAGAAAAGAAAGGGUAGUUAUUCCUAAGAAUUUAAGAAAAGAAGUUUUAAAAGAAUUACACAUAGGGCAUUUCGGUACAGUGCGAAUGAAACAAUUGAGUAGGAAUUUCUGUUGGUGGCCCAAAAUCGACAAAGAUAUUGAAGAAAUAACACGAAAUUGUGAAGCGUGUAUCAGGUUCAGUAAUAAUCCGAAUAGUAAAACUAAACACAUGUGGGAGGCAGUUACACAACCUUUUGAACGCGUGCAUAUAGAUUUCGCGGGUCCCUUUAUGGGAUAUAUUUUUCUAGUUUUAGUAGAUGCAUAUACAAAAUGGCCAGAGACGCUGGUAUCAGAUAAUGGGCGUACGUUUAUUGCAGAAGAAUUUCAAAAUUUUCUCAAAAAUAAUGGAAUUUAUCACAAGCGUACAGCACCAUAUCACCCAGCCACAAAUGGAUUGGCAGAACGUUUUGUCCAAACCUUAAAACAAGCGUUGCGAAAAUUAAAUGUGACUAAUGGAAAUAUUAAAACAAAUCUGCAAAAG
Molecule: messenger RNA, 695 nt
Organism: Cyphomyrmex costatus
Lineage: Eukaryota; Metazoa; Arthropoda; Insecta; Hymenoptera; Formicidae
Exons: 2
Biological process (GO): DNA integration
Molecular function (GO): nucleic acid binding
Source: RefSeq, a predicted model, not a curated record